GCGGAUCAUCCGUACAAAAAAAUAUACAUGAAUAAAAAAUAGAGAAAUUAUUACCCCGUAAAAUUGUGCAGUCAGAUAAAUAAUAUGGGUAAAAUAAUAAUUUUGGGGAGAGAGAUAAUUUCUACACUAGUUAUAUCAACAAAUAAAAAGUCGCCAUAGUCAACCUUCUUGGUCAAACUAAUUCUGCUCCGUGAAACUAAUACGUAUAUAACCCGAUCCUUUAUUGCCCUUUCCUGAAGUCGCUUUUUUUCAAUUCCAAAAUUUCCAAUCAGUUUGGAUAUUUCGACGCCGUUUUCUCCAUUUCUACACUCCGAUCGACCGAUCAGAAAAUCCCCUCUUCAUCUUCUUCUGAGUAAAAUCAAUCAAAAAAAAAAAAAGAUGGAAGACAAUUCAAAGAUGUGGACGGAUCUACUUCUACAGGCAGCCAUGAUUCUGUUCACCGUUUUCAUGCUUCUCUACAUGCAGAACAUCCCCCAGAAGUUCUUCUCCAAGCUCCGGCUCCGUGGCCGGACCAAUCUCGAAGCCAAGCGCCACUUCAUCCGGGGGGCCCAGCUCUUCGCCCAAGCCAAAUCCGCCAAGGAUCGCCCCUCCUCCGCCGCCGCCGCCAAAUCCGCCGAAGAAGAAGCCAAUCUCGCCAUAUCCAUGGACCCUAAAGACGCCGCCGCUCACAUCCUCAAGGCUCUGGUUCUGGAACUCCGGGGGCUGAAAUCAGCCGCCCUUGAAUCGCUCGAUACGGCGCUAUCUAGGGGUUUGGCGCGGUCGUUGAGCGGUGAUGAGAGAGGGGACGCGCUGUUUAAGAGGGCGGAGUUGAGGGCGGCGAUGAGUCGGCGCGGCCAGGUUGACUCGGCGAUUGACGACCUGGUUGAAUCGUUGAAGCUGAAAGGCGAUAAUGUCAAGGCGUAUUGUUUGUUGGGUGAAUGUUAUGAGAAGAAGGGGAUGAAGAAAGAGGCUCAGAAGGCCUAUGAAGAUGGACUCAUUGUCCAGCCCAAUUACUCUGUAGCCCGAGAAGCAUUGGACCGGUUGGCCUCGUAGUUGCUGGCCUGGCAUAUAGAGUCCACUUGAGCUGAGCUUCUGAUAGCUUGACAGAAAAGAGCAAAGCAAAAUGUAAUUUGUAAUUUCUCUCCUUUUUCUUGUUUGAUGAAGAAUUUUUAUCCGUUGUAUGAAUUCGACAAAUUUUGAAGUCAUGAGAUGGGUAGUUAGUAAUGUUUGCUGUUAGUGCUUGUAUUUCUCUACUUUAGGAAAUUGUUACCCUCCUUCCCAAAAAAUGAUUGUGAUGUUUGUUUUACCAAAAUAGGAUGACAUUGUUACACUAAAAUUGGGACAGAUAGAGGAGUAAAAUACCUGUCAUGAAGACAUGCACUGUUGCCAAAUGUUUGAAAUUCAAUGUAAUUAUGGAACUCGUCUUUGACAUAGUCCAAGUUGGCUUGCAUUGACUCGGGCGUUUACUUAAGCAGCAGCACUUUCUGCACCAAACAUUUGCCAUAAAUUCUGAACUGAAUCCAACGUGGAAAUUGCAAAUAUGGGGUGUUUUUGCUUGCCAAGAGCUUUUCUUUCCGGCAUUUUCUGGUUGGUAAUAUGUCUCAUUUUUGCUAGCUCCAAUGGGUAUGUAAAUGAGGAUGAAAGGAGAGCCCUGUUACAGCUAAGAGACUCUCUCAAUUACCCAAAUGGUACUGCACUCGUCCAAGAAUGGGUUGGGGAUCAGUAUUGUGAUUGGGAAGGCGUAUUCUGUGCCAGUAAUUCUGAUGGAGGUGUUCGUGUUCUUAAUUUGGAUUUGACCAGCAAAAGGCAAAAAGGGCUUGGGAUAUGGUACCCGAAUGCCAGUUUGAUAUCUCGUUUUGAGAAUCUUGAGUCUCUUUAUCUAUCUGGGAAUUAUAUAGGCAGUUGGGUCAUGCCUGAAGCAUUGUGCAAAUUGAGUAACCUCAAACUGUUGGAUCUCAGUUCAAACCCCUUGCAAGCUGAUAUUGUUCCUGACUUUAAGACAUGCAAUCUUUCGUCAUUGGAGGAGCUGCAGAUAUCAAAUAUCUUUCUAACUGGAAGGCCUCCGAUUCCAGUUCUGAGAUCAUUGUGUGGACUGAAGAAUCUUCGUUCACUGGAUUUAAGUUACAAUGGGAUCAAUGAUGGUCAGCUUCCACCUUGCCUGCCAAGUAACCUAACCUUGCUUGAAUCCCUUGACUUAUCACAAAAUAAUCUCUGGAAUUCUUCACGUGUAGUGGCAGAUUUGUGCAGUUUGAGGAAUCUCAGGAAAUUAGAUUUAAGUGACAACUCUCGCGAUGAUGUUAGUAUACCAUCAUGUCUAUUUCAUAGCCAAUCACCAAUAGAGAGUCUGGACAUAUCUCUGAACAAUCUCAAGGGCUCAUCAAAUAUCUUUUCAGAUAUUUGCAAACUCAAAAGUUUGCAGAUGUUGGAUCUAAAAGGAAACUUGAUUCAAGGAGAAAUUGAUCCAUGCUUGAGCAAGCUGACAUCCUUGGUUUCACUGGAUCUAUCCGCCAAUUUUUUAGCCGGGAACAUCCCUUCUACCAUGUUUAACAACUUGACUUCACUUGAGACCUUGAUUAUCUCUGACAAUAAGUUGACAGGAAAACUAUACUUUGCAGCCCUGGCCAAUCUCUCUAAUCUUGAAGACAUUGAUCUCUCUAACAAUGACUUAUUGGUGAUCACUGAGUCACCAAGCUGGACUCCAUCCUUCCAGCUUGUGUCUCUCAAUUUGAGAAACUGUGGUCUAAACAGGUAUAAUGGGAGUGCGGUUCCAAGUUUCAUUUCCAGCCAAAAGAAAAUAAGGGUCAUCUUCUUGUCCUAUAAUUCACUCGUAGGAGCAUUGCCCUCCUGGCUGUUGUAUAACACAACAGUUGAGUUGUUGUCUUUGAGAGCUAACUCUUUUAGUGGAGAAAUCCCUGAAUCUUCUUCUAGUUUAGCACCCUCAAACGUCUUAAUGCUGGAUAUAUCUGAUAAUCAGCUGUACGGGCUGCUUCCUCGCACUAUCCAUCAGUUGUUUCCGAAGUUGUUUUACAUUAAUAUGUCCUUUAAUGCACUUGUAGGUGAGAUCCCUUCUGCUUAUGGGAAUUUAACUGACCUGGAGGUGCUAGACCUUUCGAACAACUUCUUGCAAGGUAAAAUUCCACUCUCUUUGAGGCAGAACCAUACCUCACUGGCACAGUUAGUUCUGUCAAACAGCAAUUUUCUGGGGCAGAACGUGCCAUCUUUUACUAACAUGUCAAAUCUUGCCUAUUUGCUUCUUCAAAAUGUUGGCUUCAGUGGAUACAUCAGCAAUACUAUGAUGAAUCUUCCUGUCCUAAAGGUUCUAGAUAUAAGUUGGAAUAGUAUAUCUGGAGAAAUUCCUAACUGGUUUGAUACAUUCCCGAACUUAGGCAUCAUUUUGUUAUCUAGGAAUCAAUUCCAUGGAAACAUACCAAGCUCGAUGUGUCGUAUGCAAAACCUAAAUGUCUUAGAUAUCUCUGCAAAUUACAUAAUAGGAUCCAUUCCUUCAUGUCUUAGUAACAUAACUUCCUGGAAGAAGGAACUGGGACUUCUGCUUCCUUCUUUUAUGUGGCUCUCAGACGCUUAUGUUAACUACAGAGUCAAAGUUUCCUUGACAGCAAAAGGCAAUUCACAACCUUAUGAAGGUAUUCCUCUUUCCUUUGUCACUGCCAUUGAUCUCUCACUUAACCAACUAACAGGUGAGAUUCCCUCCCAGCUGGGAGAACUCGUGGUGCUUCGUUCUUUAAAUCUCUCUUUCAACGCCCUAUCUAGCCUUAUUCCCAAGUCCAUUGCUGCUAUGAAACAGAUAGAAAGUCUUGAUCUUUCACACAACCAGUUAGAAGGAAGCAUUCCUCCUGAAAUGAUCGAUCUCCAUUUCAUCUCAACCUUCAACGUCUCUCAUAAUAACCUCAAAGGAAGCAUCCCUUUUGAGAAUAAUUUUCGAACUUUCGACGAGUCCAGCUAUUUGGGUAAUGCAGGACUUUGUGGACCUCCAUUGCACGCAUCUUGCAGUACCCAGAACAACAAGUUACCUGAUCAAAAUGAAGAAGAGGAUGAAACGGGCUUCGCAGACGACGAUUUCUUUUACUUCUCGUGCAUUGCUGUUUCAUAUGUUCUGGGUUUUUGGGUUGUGAUUCUCCCCUUAAUUCUUAGUAAGAGUUGGCGUUACAAGUAUUAUGCUGGAGUUGAUAGUUGCAUUUCUAUUUGCUGCAACAAGUUCUCUAGCUUUUGGAGUGGUUCUUGGAAUUGUUAACAAUUUUAUGAUCAAGAUUUCUCCAUUAAGUGAAAAUUUCUUUGUGUGUUUUCUAUAGUGAUGUCCAAAUGCUUGUACAUAGUAAAUUUAUGAUAGCUGGCUCGAGGCUUUAACAUGUGAAACUAUAUAUCGUAUGGCGUUAUUAGAAGGGUUUUGAUAGAAAUAGUGACAAAAUUAUACUAAUUUAUAUGUUGCGAGAUAAUCAAUUGGUUUGAUUGAAUGUAAUUUAGUGAUUCAUAAAUUAAAGACAAUCAUGUCAAAGUCACCUUGGACCAUUUCAAAACCAAUUGGUUUGUGAGUGGGUUGGCUUUUGGAGCUUAUAAACAGAUAACAAAUCCUUCAUGGGAUUUUAUUUUCUUACACCCCUCCUCAAGCCCAAAUUAGCUUGUGAGUGGGUUGACUUUUGGAGCUUAUAAACAGAUGACAAAUCCUUCAUAACAUCGAUGUGGAAUUCUAUUUUCCAACACCCCUCCUCAAACUCAAUGGGGUAUUUGCACAACACAACAUAAUUCAUCACAAGCUCACUCGUGCGGACGGAAGCAAUUCACGCAAGUCCAAGUUAACUUGGGCUCCCAUCUCAAAAUCAACUUGAGCUUCCAUGGGCUCUUAUCUCAAAAUCAAUUGCAUGUGAGUGAGUUGGACCCUUUGGAGCUUAUAAACAGUUACCAAUCCUUCAGGACACCGAUGUGGGAUUCUAUUUCCCAACACUAUUCCUCAAGCCCAAUGGAGUAUUUGGCCCAUUGGGGUUGCAGAACACAACAUAAUUCACCACAAGCCUACCGUGUGGAAGCAAUUCAUGCAAGUCCAAGGCACACGGGGUCCACAGUUCUUCACCACAAGCCCACCCAUGCACACGGAGGUGAUUGACGCAAGUCCAAGACACACGGGUCUACAACUUUUUCGGGCUCCCGCAUGUAUGGAUAUCAUUGCGAUCAGCCCUAGACGCACGAGGUCCAAGACACACGGGGUCUACAGUUCUUCACCACAAGUCCAUCCAUGCGCACGGAGGCGAUUGACGCAAGUCCAAGACACACGGGUCUACAACUUUUUCGGGUUCCCGCACGUAUGGGUAUCAUUGCGAUCAACCCUAGACGCACGGGUCUAUAGAUAUCACAGGUCCACAGAUCGUGGGCUCUGAUAUCAUGUCAAAGUCACCUUGGGCUCCCAUCUCAAAACCAAUUGGUUAUAAGUGAAUUGACUUUUGGAGCUUAUAAACAUGUGACAGAUCCUUCACGACAC
This is a messenger RNA of Oldenlandia corymbosa var. corymbosa, 5467 nucleotides long. The record is from the annotation of a GenBank genome assembly. Lineage: Eukaryota; Viridiplantae; Streptophyta; Magnoliopsida; Gentianales; Rubiaceae.